AUGUUCUCUUCUAACCUGUCAUGAAUUCCUACUGUCAGCACUUCAGCAAUGUAGGCACAACCAGGUGAGAAAAGCUGAAACCUGACACCAUUUCUGUGAAGUACUUUGUGUGUGGCUUGCUUUACUCUGAAGUCUAAGGAAAGCAGCAUCCUCAGGAGAUGAAGAAGGAAGAGUCCUUGGUAAUUAAAGCACACAGUAAGAUUUGAAGCCUACGAAACACACAGACUGCGGUUAGCCAUCCAUUUGCCAGCUGUUAUUCUGCACUUCUCUUAGUUACUCGUGAAAAAUUGCAUCUACAGCCAUCCUGGUGCUUCUUCAUUGGUGAUGUUAGUGGGAGACGGAAAGAAGGAACACAUGAAUCUCUCACGACAGUGUACAUCAAGGCACUAGGCAAUCACGACUGAGUGGCAUAGACUGUGACCGUACUGCACUGGACAGAGGCUAACGUGGUUUUGAGACAGCCAUGUCAGAGGUUCCAAAUGGCUGUGGACCAGAACUUAAUCCCAUUUACUUCAACCUUUGCAGUCUCUAUGGAGUGUGGGGGAUUGUGCUACAGGCCAUAGCUGUAGCAGGAAUUAUUGGUACUAUCCUUAUUGCCUUGGUAUUUAUGGGGCUCCUUCCCUUUAUGCCUAAAGACAUGCGGAGGGGAGCACUUGGUGUCAACUUUAUGUUCCUGAUGGGUGUCUUAGGCCUUUUUUCAUUGAUUUUUGCUUUUGUUGUCCAGAACUUCACCCCCAACUGCUCGGUGAGACGAUUUCUCUUUGGUGUACUUUUUGCUGUGUGCUUCUCCUGUCUUGUAUCAAAUGGAGUACGUUUGAACUAUUUGGUGCGCCACAAUUAUGGACCCAAAGGCUGGGUGACUGCUUUGGUUGCCAUUGCCUUAAUUCUAGUAGAAGUUGUAAUUAACGUUGAAUGGCUUUUGAUAACUAAUGUCCGUCAUAAUCCUCUUGGUGCAGACCCUAGUGGGGACCCAUGUAACUAUGCUAACCAAGACUUUGUCUCAGCACUGGUUUAUGUUAUGUUUUUGAUGUUUGCUGCACUUGUAGUCAACUGUUUUGCACUUUUUGGAGACUUCCAUCAGUGGAGACGUCAUAGUAUCUUCAUUGUAGUAACAGUGUCGCUUUCUAUGGCCAUCUGGAUUGUCUGGAUUGUGAUGUACACUUAUGGCAACCGACAAGUUGGUAACCCUCUAACAUGGGAUGACCCUGCUUUGGCUAUUGCUUUAGCUUCGAAUGCUUGGGUCUUUUUAUUUUUUUAUUCUAUUCCACAACUUGUAGAGGCUAUGCGAGCUGAUUAUGACAUAAGUCACCCAGUUGAAAAUGUCCAGAUACAAAUGCCUCGAUACACGACUCUUGAAAACAGGGCAUUCUCUAUGGAGGAAACUUUAACAGGCAAUGGCAAAUCUCCAUAUAUGAAAUAUGAUAGGCAAGAGAGCAACCAGAGCAAUUCAGUUAUUUAUUCAACAAUAUCUUGGAAUAGCAGAGGUCGGACAAUGAAUGGGCACCUUCCUGCAAUAAAUGAGCAGAGCUGGAAGUCGGAAUUGUAAAUGCAGUAUAAAAUACAACCAGACAGACCAUUGCAGUGUGACAGUCCAUCAGUAAACUGCUCCAGGAAGACUACAGCAACGUCAGAUCCACCAAAUCCAAGCCCUGGCUUAGACAUGAUGGCUAAUAAUGUAGCACUAAUGUGACCAGCUGACAUAUGGUCUAGACCCACUGUGGCAUAAUAAGGAGCCAUUACAUAAUUAUGUGCUGCUCCAAACAAAUCAAUUCCUAAUAGUGACACUUACCUUUAACCAAAGAAAUCAGUAUGUUUACUGCUUAGCAUAAGUAAUGCUUAAUUAACUUUUGUGGUAUUACAAGUCUUAUUUCUGAUCUGAUCAUUCUUAAGACACUUUACUUUUUAUUACUUAUUUUUUUUUUUAAAUUAAUUCUUUUUUUCAUGGCAGGUACGAGCUGAUAUGCUUAAAAGAUGCUUGCUGUUCUGCCUUCUUUUAAUAGUAAUGUUGCAGUGAGAUGCGUGUGUGGUGGUUAAAAUAAAAAUAACUGUAACCCAGACAGCAGUGAAUGUAUAGCAUGUACAUAUUGCCCAGUCACAUUUACACAAAUGUACAAACAGUACAUCAAAGGUCAUAUAAUAACCUACCUGCCGUAUUACAAUGCAGCUAUAAUAUGUGUCAAAAGCAAGAUGUUUUAUUCACAGACUGUGCAAACAGAAUAGUGCAAAGAUACAGGUAAAUGAAAUAUUCUUCUGAUAAACCAUACCACUGCAUGCAUUUUUUUCACUUUUAAUAUUUAUUCUAGUUCAAAGAAAAACAGGAGCAUUACGUGGCUACUUAGUGUUAUGUUCAUUAUCAAGGACAUUGUAAUUGAGCAACUAAGUUGCUACUUACACACGGGUUUUUCUCAUGUAGUAACUUUAUUACUGUAUUGUUGGAUUCUGUAUUCUACGUGAGACAGAAUAGAGAAUUAAGUUACUGAAUUCAGUCAUCUCCUCACUUGGGUGUGGUAAUAUUACAUGCUAUAUAAUGCAGGUACCUUAAAAGACUAGCAGAGUUUCUCCAAUUUCAAGAAAUAUUUUUAACAUAUGAUUUGUAGACUCGCACUUCUCCAAAUGAUAUUUUUUUCUUUGACUCUAGCUUUUUAUGCUGAGUGGCAGAAUUUUUUGUGCACUAUAGUUUAAAUAUGUAACAUAUACACAGGUCAGGGAGGUAACAAGACAAAAAUUUUUCACCAUUUGCAGACAUUUCACAAACUUUCAGAGAACAUGAUAGUCCAUUUCCCGUAAUUACUUAAGCACUGAUUAGAACAUUUUAAUACAAUU
This is a messenger RNA of Protopterus annectens (West African lungfish), 2823 nucleotides long. RefSeq names its product G-protein coupled receptor family C group 5 member C-like. The record is from RefSeq and is a predicted model, not a curated record. Gene Ontology annotation, biological process: G protein-coupled receptor signaling pathway. Lineage: Eukaryota; Metazoa; Chordata; Ceratodontiformes; Protopteridae. The transcript is spliced from 4 exons. The coding region runs from base 464 to 1546 and encodes 360 amino acids. Gene Ontology annotation, molecular function: protein kinase activator activity; G protein-coupled receptor activity. Gene Ontology annotation, cellular component: intracellular membrane-bounded organelle; signaling receptor complex; extracellular exosome.